This is a messenger RNA of Armigeres subalbatus, 1699 nucleotides long. Its product is annotated as leucine-rich repeat neuronal protein 2-like. Gene Ontology annotation, cellular component: extracellular matrix. The transcript has 4 exons. Gene Ontology annotation, molecular function: protein binding. The coding region runs from base 216 to 1469 and encodes 417 amino acids. The record is from RefSeq and is a predicted model, not a curated record. Lineage: Eukaryota; Metazoa; Arthropoda; Insecta; Diptera; Culicidae.
GCAGGCUAUGCGGAACUGAAGAAGCUACUAAUUUAAUUGAAAAAAACAACACAAAGUGCGCUAACCGUUAAUUUGAAGGUUGUGUAAGAGUUCAAUUAUCUGUAGCGUUUGUUAAUAGCUUAUAGGCAGUAAAAUAGAAUUGCAAUUUGAUGGAUGCACUUUGUAAUGAGUAAAAAGGAAAACUUUUAAAUAAAUUGAGGCUCUUCAUUAUUGCCAUGAAGAUUGCAGUAAAGUGUACGAUUGUUGCGAUUAGUCUAUGGCUAAUAGUAAACAGCACAGUGGCUGCCAACGAGGACGAUUCCGGUGAAAAUUCUACCAACACAACCAGUAGCAAUGAAAAUCAAACUGCAAAGAAGCCACACCCACUAUGUGCCAUGUGCAACUGCAACACCGAACUACGAACGUUCGACUGUUCCUCCAGGAAGCUUCAUGGUCUCUUCAACACGGUCGACUGGGCCACGCUGAACAACAGCGGAGUUGCAACCGAUACAAUGAUCCUCAGCCGCAACAACAUUCCGGAAGUACCCCAGUUUCCCCAGUUUGACGUGAAAGUGCUCGAUCUGAGCUACAACAACAUCAGCAUAAUCGCCAAAAAGGCCUUUUAUCAUUUAAUGAACCUGGAAGUACUGGAUCUGUCGUACAAUAUGCUUACCCGCAAAGCGAUGAUCCCGGAGAUCUUCGAGGGAAGCUACAAUCUGGACCAUUAUCUACCGUUGGGAAAGAUGCGCAUCCUACGGCUGGGCAACAACAAUAUGAACUCGCUGGAUGCCGAUCUAUUCCAACAUUUGCCCAACCUGGAAGAACUGAGUUUGACGGGGAACAUGUUCAAUCCUUGGGAUCCCUCGUCUACGAUCGCAAUUGGAAAUCUCAUGUGGCUACGGACGCUGGAUUUGAGCUACAUGGAAUUGCAGAAGAUUCCGUUCAGAUUAUUCAUCUUGCCGCAGGAGCUGUGGUAUGUGAACUUGACGGGGAAUUUACUGACGACUAUCCCAGAUGCUUUGGGUGACGCGACCAAUCUAAAAUGGCUCAGCCUGGAUGAAAAUCCGAUCGAGAGAAUUCAAGGAGAUCACGUCUUCCCCUUGCUUAAGACCUUGGAGUACCUCAGCAUUUCCAACAUGAGUCAGCUGAAGAUAAUUGGACGCGGAGCAUUUAGCAAGCUUGAAAGACUCCAGGAAGUACAGAUUUGCAACAAUCCGAGCUUGACGCAUCUGCACAAAGAAGCAUUCAGCCGCACUAAGGACGAGGACGAUCCGGUUCGAUUGGAGUGGCCGCGAAUUAAAAAACUCUAUCUGAAUAACAACAAUCUGAGCAGGUUGGAUUCGCAGUUGUUAACCGAAUGGGACGACAUGGAGGUAAUCGACAUCCGCUUCAACCCAUGGCAGUGCGAUCGUGAUAAUCAGUGGAUGAUGGAAACGCUGAUACCGAUCCUUAAGAAGAAAACCCCCAAGCACAUGAAUAGCGUUGUGUAAGUAUUAACAACUUUGGACCUAUUCCUAAACAGAAUGUAUUGCAUUUUGUCUGCGCCACGCCGCAUCAAAUGAAUGGCAUUUCAAUGCAAGAUCUGGAUCACAAACAUAGUCAGAUUUGCUGCCUGGACAAGGACUUUAACGACCCGCAGAACGAAGGUGCUCUGCAGAUUGGUCUAUUUAUCGGAGUUAUGGCGCUGGCAGGUAUACUGGCAAUGGCUGGCAUCAUUCUU